UUGCCCUGAAAUGAAGACCUUCUCUCUGGGACCCCUAAGCACGCCAAAGCUGGAGAAUGUAUCUAUACGAUUCAUUCCAGGUGUGUGGAAGGACGACCUUAAUACCACAAUAAAGCACAUAUGCGAAACAGAGUUUGUGUCUGCUAGCUUAAAGAAAUUGGAAAUCAGUGGAAUGAGUAAUGUGAGUGAGAUAUGGUGUAGCCAAGUCCCCACUGGUUCAUUCAGUAAACUUGAAGAAUUGAUAAUUGCACAUUGCGGCAAAUUGAGAAAAUUAUUCUCUCCGUCCAUGGCUAGGCGUCUGGUGCACCUCCGAAAAUUGACAAUAAGAUCAUGCCCAAUGUUGGAAGAAGUUGUUGUAAAGGAAGAAGAAGCAGAAGAAGGGAGCAGGAUGAAUGAAAUUAUGUUCCCUCAAUUGGAAGAAUUGAUAAUUGAUAAUUGCGGCAAAUUGAGAAACUUAUUCUCUCCGUCCAUGGCUAGGGGUCUGGUGCACCUCCGAAAAUUGAGAAUAUCAAAAUGCCCAAUGUUGGAAGAAGUUGUUGUAAAGGAAGAAGAAGCAGAAGAAGGGAGCAGGAUGAAUGAAAUUAUGUUCCCUCAAUUGGAAGAAUUGAUAAUUGAUAAUUGCGGCAAAUUGAGAAACUUAUUCUCUCCGUCCAUGGCUAGGGGUCUGGUGCACCUCCGAAAAUUGAGAAUAUCAAAAUGCCCAAUGUUGGAAGAAGUUGUUGUAAAGGAAGAAGAAGCAGAAGAAGGGAGCAGGAUGAAUGAAAUUAUGUUCCCUCAAUUGGAAGAAUUGAUAAUUGAUAAUUGCGGCAAAUUGAGAAACUUAUUCUCUCCGUCCAUGGCUAGGGGUCUGGUGCACCUCCGAAAAUUGAGAAUAUCAAAAUGCCCAAUGUUGGAAGAAGUUGUUGUAAAGGAAGAAGAAGCAGAAGAAGGGAGCAGGAUGAAUGAAAUUAUGUUCCCUCAAUUGGAAGAAUUGAUAAUUAAUAAUUGCGGCAAAUUGAGAAACUUAUUCUCUCCGUCCAUGGCUAGGGGUCUGGUGCACCUCCGAAAAUUGAUAAUAGCAGACUGCCCAAUGUUGGAAGAAGUUGUUGUGAAGGAAGAAGAAGCAGAAGGAGGGAGCAGGAUGAAUGAAAUUAUGUUCCCUCAAUUGAAAACUUUGAUACUUGGCGCACUACUCAAACUAAGAAGUUUUUUUCCUGUGAAACAUGCUUUGGAAUUGCCAUCAUUGCAUGAAGUCACACUGUAUAUUUGCCCUGAAAUGAAGAACUUCUCUCUAGGACCCCUAAGCACGCCGAAGCUGGAGAAUGUAUAUCCACUAGACAAUCCAGCUGUGUGCAAGGACGACCUUAAUAACACAAUAAGGCACCUACACGAAACAGAGGGGCCGAGGUGGAGAGCACAAUUGGAGAGCACAAGUAAGGAGGCUGAAGCUACCGAUCACAUUUAG
Ilex paraguariensis (yerba mate) is the source of this 1444-nucleotide messenger RNA. NCBI's taxonomy places the organism in Eukaryota, Viridiplantae, Streptophyta, Magnoliopsida, Aquifoliales, Aquifoliaceae. The record is from the annotation of a GenBank genome assembly.